GAGGGAGAAGAGAGGGUGACGGGGCCUGGUGGUGGUGGCCUAUGACUUGCCGGGCUGUGAGCAGUGAUGGACGCCAGGCAGAGCUUCGCCGGGAGGACGACUGCCUGCUGGUGGCUCCCCUCUCUCAAUGCCUCACCACACCUCACCUCACCAUACAGCUGUCACUGCUUGAGAGUGUGGUGGAGACUACAAACCCUCUGGUCUACCUGGAGCUAAGUGCCAGCCACCAAUAUCUGGGCCGACUCACUGUGCGACUGUGGGGUCACCUCCGUCGGGCUCAGCACUUCAGGGCCCUUUGCCUUGGCACCUUCGGCCCCUCUUUUGUUGGCUCCAAAUUCGAAUACGUUGGGAACCGAGGCCGACCGGGGGAGUAUAUCGUCGGCGGCAGCUACUUGACAGCUACAACGUCGGAUGGGGGCGUCAGAGGUCCCUGGCUGGGGACAAGGACCACCAGGGGGUUGAUGGAAGGACUAGAAUGGGGAGGAAACUUUGUCGGGGAGGACAGGGAGGGCGUGUUACAGGGGGCCGGUGGAGGACACCCUGAGUACGACUCCCUCUUCUGUGUCUGCAGCAGGAGCGACCCAACCGGGAAGUCACAGUGUCCUUUCGGUGAGGUGGUGUCCGGGAUGGGGGUGGUGAGGACUGCCAUCCUCCACGACCCUGUAUCAGACCUCACCAUCACGGGCUGUGGCCUCCUUGUUCCUAAUGUCUGACCUCACCAUUUUGAUGUCUGAUGCCACCAUUAUAUCUGAUGUCACCAAUAUGAUAUCUUACGUCACCAUUAUGUCUAACCUCACCAUUAUAAUGUCUGGCAUCACCAUCACAACACGCCACUAUCGUUCUCGCUCCAUCAUUAAUCACUAUUUUACUUCAGUGUAUCAGUUUUUAACAAAUAAGAUGGUGGGGUAUACCUACUGUACACUAGCAUUAUUACCAUUUGUUUAACCUCAUUUAUUUAGUCAAUUCUCCAUCUGUUGCUCUAUCCAACUAACUAUCUACAGUAUGUGUACACACAUUCUUAUCACCUGUUUUAUCACUUACCAUAUUCCUAUAUCAAUGUAGCUGUUAAUUAUAAUAACUAUUAAUAAUUACAGAAUGUUUUAUAUAGACAAAAAACAACAAUUAAAAACAAUAAGUGAGUUUCCAUUCUUACCUCCAUCCUUAGUGCGAGAUCUACAUAGCCUAUGCUACCCACUCUGUGUGACCAGCCCACUUGUUCUACCCCUACUCAUAUGACAAUCCAGGCCGGCCACGCAAAUACCAACGUAAGCCACUCUGCAACGCUUGAUCCCUAAAGCCCUUAAGAAAAACCUCUUUCAAAUUAUCCUACCUACUGGCUACUUGCGUUGGGGCUACUUUAACCAUCUCCUCACGCAGCAUCUCAAGGGCAUCUGAAUAGGUCCACACAUUUUCCAAUACACCCUGAGUCCUCUGAUAAAAUCUAAGAUGGAGCUCCCCCAGCUUCAGGUUUUUUCCAUAAGUAUCUUUUAAAACUGGGAGAACCCCUUCACUAUUACUAAUUUUUCUACCCUUUUCAGAGAAGGACUAGUGAGAAAUUUAAGAAUAUAGUUGACUGCCCCUCUACCCUUGUAGCCAAGCAACCUUAUGUUAUGCUUGGCCUCAGCUAUUCACUUGCCUACACUAAUUUGGUCUAAAUUAUCAGGAGUCCCUGAAAAAAUCCCGAGCUUCAUCUCAUGGGCUACCACUUGAGGGAAAAGAUCAACACUGUCCUCUUUGUGCGUAGGCUCACCCCUCUGCUCAGACUGUGAGACCCAAGUUUCCCUUUUAACACUCUUAGUGGGACUUCUCACCCCUUGUUCCAUCUGGUUUGUGGGUUUUUGUACUUGAUUACAUAAGGGUAGGAUAGUCUGGUGAUACAAUUCACCUAUCUCCGAGCUUCUCAAGUCGGGGAUGGGUAACUCAUGCUUGGCUGCUUCUAGAUCCGCCCUCCUCUGCGUAGCUAACUGCUUCACCGGCCCAAGCUCUCCCCUCCGCUGUCAAUCCUCAGCAGGCGGUGGUGCUGUGUUCCUCCCCGGGUGAUUUCGGCUGUAAUAACUACUGCCUGGGCGCUGCUUGUUCUUUGCUCUAAAGGGGCGAAUCCCUACUUACUCAUGCAAGCAAAUGCAUACCCCGCAUCUCCACCAAGUGUAGCAAGAACAAAGCAGGGAACUCCCAUAGCAGGGAUAUGACACACACUUGUAGUUUUCGCUACUUUAUUUACUCUAGAAAUCACCCGAGGAAGGAAAGGCUGGGACCUAGAUCAGACAUAACUAGUUAUUCUACAGUGUACUCACAAAACAAGCAUCAACUGUCAUUAUACAUUGUAAAUACAAAGCAAGCAUCAACUGUUGUCAUAAUCACAUAUUUGGUACCACACAGUAGUAGGAACUAAACAGUACAUAAUAUACCCAACCCACCAGCAUAACACAGGGAGGUGGCUGUUAGUGUAGAUUCACUUCAGGGUGAAUGUCUGUAGAGCAAAGCUAGUAUUAGCCUUAUUCUGGCUUACAAACUACCUCCACGAAUUCAUCACAUUCUUCAUAUAACACUUAUUAUGCUUAACCUAUCAAACACACCCUAACAGAGCUAGAAAUACAUGGGACACACACCUGUUACUGGGCCCAGCUGAUGAGCCUUCGUAAUGUAAACAAGGACGUAGCGUCUCUGCCCCCGGGCUGGGAUGCAUUCGCUGGAAGCAAAUUCCAUUUCGAAUCCACAAAAUAUAUUUAUUUUUUCCUCCUCGGGGCUUACAAAAAUACAUAUCCAUAUGAAAAAUAUUCUAAAUAACAAAAUAGUUGUCUCUGGAGUUCCUCAUACCACAUCUUCUCACCCACGCAGGUGUACGUCGAGAGCGUAGGUAGUCCCGAGGGAUAAGUAAGAAAUGCACGGCCCAUCCAUCAUCGCCCUCCUGUGAGGCACCCACGAGUUACUGUGGGGAACGCUGGUGGCCACCCUGCAAUCUCCCUUAAGGGUCAUGGACAUCUCACAUAUCACUAUCUAGAACAUAAGAUAAUGAUUGUCUUAUAUGGAAUGAUUCACGGUGGCCACUUAAGCGACUCCAUGAUACCGGAUGCUGAAAUAGUCCAGGUAUGACUACCCUGGGAAGUAUCCCAUCUACCUAGCGGGGUAUCUAUUAUGUGUACCUGGGUGAUACCGAAAAGUUCCAUACUUGUAGGUGUGGAGUGUACCUAAUAUGUGGUGCGAUAUAGUAUAACUGUGCGUACAAUCUGAUGUGUUGUAACUGAAUGCAUUAUUUUUUUAUUUGGAAAUAAAUAAGUUAAGUCAUGAAUGAUGUUUCACCCUUACUCCCACCUUUGGUUUGAUGAAUACAAACAUACACCCAGUGCCUGGCUUGUUCUGCCAGCU
This is a messenger RNA of Homarus americanus (American lobster), 3366 nucleotides long. RefSeq lists its product as uncharacterized. Gene Ontology annotation, biological process: protein peptidyl-prolyl isomerization. Lineage: Eukaryota; Metazoa; Arthropoda; Malacostraca; Decapoda; Nephropidae. The transcript is spliced from 2 exons. Gene Ontology annotation, molecular function: peptidyl-prolyl cis-trans isomerase activity. The coding region runs from base 42 to 713 and encodes 223 amino acids. The record is from RefSeq and is a predicted model, not a curated record.